UUGAGAAGUCAAUGGGGGAAGCGAACAAGUCUUUCUUUGUUGUUAAUUUUCUCGAUCUCUAAAGGUACAUCCUAGAUUCGAGACAAUGUUUUAAGUAGUUGAACUCCAACAUCGUGAAAGUGAUAAAUUGACACGUUUUCAUUUUCGUCAAAACAACUUUAUAUUGAAAGCGUGCCUUAGAUUUGACUGUUUGCACAAGCGCAGUUUGGCGCGAGACGACCAUUUGGAUGAAGUGUUUCUACGCAUGACGUCGCCUACAAGUGUGAUCAGCCUAUCUUCAUACUGGACGAACACUGUUAUCUACAUCUCUGCCUGUAGGCUCCUUUUUCUACGUAGAGAAUGUGAAUGGCGAAAGAUGACAUGGCAGAGGUAGAUUCAGCAUCCAGUGGAGCGGAACCCACGCGCGGGCUGGAGAUAGCGUUCCCAUACGAGGAGUAUGAAUGCAAAAUAUGUUACAAUUAUUUCGACCUUGACCGUCGCGCACCCAAGAUUUUAGAAUGCUUGCACACAUUUUGCGAGGAGUGCCUGAACACUCUCCAUCUCCGCGAAGAGCGUCCAUGGCGAAUCAGCUGCCCUAUAUGUCGCCACAGGACGCCCGUGCCGGACUAUCGGAUACAAAACCUGCCCAAUAAUACCAAGGUAACGGAGGAUUUCCCAUUGUACAUUGACUCUGACCCUCUGCCUCAGGAUGCCUUGCCCCUCUACCCUCCUCCGUUGCACCCCGCACUCGUCGCCCUCAGGCGCGAGGAGGCAUCGGGGGCGUCCACGAGCCAAGCUACCCCCUCCACUACCUUGUCCACCGCCACUACCCUCUCCCAGGACUCCGUGCGCUAUGACAGCUGUCAGAGCUGCAAGCGGGUUGCCCUGACUACGGGCUGUGUGUGUGUGAUAUUCUCCUUUCUGUCCAUGCUGGUUCUGCUCUUCAUGGGCCUGAUCUUCGUGCACAGUCACAGCAACCCGCCCUCGCCCGCGGGCCCCAUCUGCCUGUCGGUGGCCAGCAUCCUAGCCAUGUUCUCGGUGGUCGUCACGUGGCUGAUCUGCUGGUUAAAAUAUAGACCAGAUCACGAGUCAGGCCGCUCGUCUGGAACGAAUAGGAGGAACGCCUGAUAAUGAAGAUGCUAAUCAUGAUGAUAAUGUGAUGUGUGUGUGAUUACGUAAAUACUGCUGUAUACUAGCAUAAUGUCCCUCCCUCCCUUCACUUGUUGUUGUUGAAAUAAACAUUGUCCAGAAUGGCCUUUUAACAGUAGGAUAUAGCAAGCACCAUGUAAACUCCUUCAUCUGCUUAUUGAGUACUAAGCCUACAGUAGCCUACCAUUGAUACAUUCAUACAGGCACUUGUAUGUCUACCUAUGGCAGGUUUCUAUGAUGAUGGGUAACCUUGCCUGAGACCUAAAUGAACUGCCUGUCGCUCCCAGAACAGACUGGUUGAUUGCUGGUUGAUUGAGUUGAGGACUGUGGUUUGAUAACAGUUUACUGAAAAGUAUACAUCACUAUGCCUCUCACUGCAUGAAAACCUGUCCUCCCUCCCAUGCAUCUCAAAGACGCACCUGCCCAUGUUAUUGUAGUGUGGGCUACACAAUUCCACAUGAAUAGUUUGAGAUUUUGUAUCAUGCCUAUAACAGGCCCACUCAUUUGAGAAGUCACUAAUAUAUGUAAUUGACAAGUCACUCAUGCAAGAUAUGUAAAUAGUACAGUAUCUGUGAAGAUAGGAGAGGUCUAGAGAACAGGUGUUUAAAUUGACAUGGUGUUUAGGUUACCAAGAAUAGGUCUAGAGAACAGGUGUUUAAAUUGACAUGGUGUUUAGGUUACCAAGAAUAGGUCUAGAGAACAGGUGUUUAAAUUGACAUGGUGUUUAGGUUACCAAGAAUAGGUCUAGAGAACAGGUGCCUGCUACAUUCCUAUUCUAAAAGGUCUCCGGUUGUAGACCUACUGUACACUUGUGUACAUCUCCCUGGCCUCUCUGUGCCUCUGUAGUCAGAUCAUCAUCAUCUGCCAGGCCUCUGAAAGUAUCCUCUUCCCUUCCUCCUGCCUGUUGACUGAUCAUCGCCACCGGUCUGACAGACAGUGAAGAUGAAAGCAAGGUUCCUUCCCACCAUAUUGCUUUGAGUCUUGUUGUCAUUCACUUCAGAUCAUUGAUGAGAACCUUGAAGAAGGGAGGAGGCAUUUCCUCCGUUUUUCGAUUGAGGCGCUAAUUUACCCCUCUCUUUAGGUGGUUGAAGAUGCACUCCAGGAUUUAAAGAACAACAAUUCCUAACAUAUUGCACAAAUGUGAUUAGUAACAGUCACACGAAGUAGAUGACGUUCUACACAAUUGGAUGACGUAGUAGGCUACACAAAAAAACUGAUCAGUUUCGGCUGGUGAGCACCACUUUCAAAACUACUGGCUGAAAUUAUAGAAAAGCUCUGGAGUGCAUCUUUAAUUGCCAUGUGCUUGACAUGUUUCCAAAGCAAACAGAUUCCUCUGGCCUGUUGCCUGUGUAACUGAUGUGAAAUGGCUAGCUAGUUAGCGGGGUGCGAGCUAAUAGCGUUUCAAUCGGUGACGUCACUCGCUCUGAGACCUUGAAUUGUUCCCCUUGCUCUGCAAGGGCCGCGGCUUUUGUGGAGCGAUGGGUAACGAUGGGUAACGAUGGGAGGCAGUUGUUGAUGUGUGCAGAGGGUCCCUGGUUCGAGCCCAGGCAGGGGCAAGGAGAGGGACAGAAGCUAAACUGUUACACCUGUAUGGUUGGGGAUCAUCAGGGGCAUAUUGAGAGAUGCCAUGAGAAUGGAGUAGGAUCCUCAAAGUCUGAGGCACAGUUUUUGCAAUGCCUAUGGAACUGAGAGACUAAAAUGAGAGGGAUUGGAUUUGUCAAUAUUAGUCAAUAGGCCAGGGGCAUUGAAAUCAGGGCCUGCUGUGCUGCACUGGUUUCCCUAUAAUCAGAGACUGAUGGUUGGACUCUCAGUACAAUCAAUGAUAUUAAUCAAACACUUAACUACUAUAGAAUGAUAAAUAAUACCAACAGUACUACUGUAGACCAUAAGGCCUAUAUUUACACAGCCCUGAAGCGAUUUAGCUUUGUAUUUACUUUCUACUGUACGUGCUCUGUGUAGAACAGACACUGUUGGGCCCUCUUCCUAAAGACGUGUCUUUUAGGAUUCACAUAAAUAAUAUGCACAUAGGAGAUGGCUGGGAUAUACGCAAGUUAUAUCUAAGUACUUACUGCCCUAACAAAUUCACUUUAACAUUGCCUCACAACCAAACCUGAUUAUGGGCCUGAGCUCUAAAGAUGGCCACACCUGCUUCAAUCAACCUGUUAGACUGUCAGUAUAACCUUUAGAAGAUGCACUUUCACCCUCUUAUUUGACACAAGUAAAGGGUUUAUAUACUGUAUAUGGUCUAUUAUUGUAUUCAUUAAUUAUGAAUUCUAAAAAGAAAACUUGGAUGUUUUUGAGUUUGUUGAAAAUGUCGUCGUUGUUAUUAAGGUACUAAAAUGUAUUUGCACAGAUAAAUGUUAGCUAUGUGCUGUUUAACACGGUUCAGUAUUUAAUAAAA
Messenger RNA from Oncorhynchus masou masou (cherry salmon), 3529 nucleotides. RefSeq names its product E3 ubiquitin-protein ligase RNF182-like. Gene Ontology annotation, biological process: protein ubiquitination. The transcript has a single exon. Gene Ontology annotation, molecular function: ubiquitin protein ligase activity. The record is from RefSeq and is a predicted model, not a curated record. Lineage: Eukaryota; Metazoa; Chordata; Actinopteri; Salmoniformes; Salmonidae. Bases 346 to 1107 code for a protein of 253 amino acids.